AUGAAUAAAAAGUUGAGCGCUCGAACAAGAGCACUUGUAAGUGCUUGCCUUAAGAAUAGCUCAGAUGAUGAAGAUGAAAACCACAGUGGUGUAGAUAUUAUUGAGAAUUCUCCACAUAGUAGUCCUCCCAAGAAGUUAAAAACGGCUUUGCCUUAUGCCGAUACCAAUCGCCUUAGUGAACAUGAAGUUCCGACUCAUGAAGUCAGUUGCGAGAAGAGUGUCGAACUGCUUUUUUCUGGCAUGGGGUGCUCGAGGUAUUUUAACAUUAGAUCUCAUGAAGAUGUUGAAGAAAAAAGUAUAGAGCCUCCACCCUAUUCUCCUUUAACACCUAGACCACUUAGCAAUCACAAUGUAAUAAUGCAUGAAAAACAAUCCACUAACACCUCUCCUUACAUUGACCAGUAUAUAAAACCUUCUGAACCUCAUGUUAUGCUUUAUGAAACCAUUGCUGAUAAAAGGAUCACAUCUGUGUCUCGUCCCAUAAGUCCAAGGCCCAAUCAAAGCACCCUCACCGAUCCUCCGUCAUCACCUGUGCGUUCAAUGUCACCCGAGACUGCAAAUAUAUUUGAUAUUUUAACGAAAGACUUUGAAAAUGACUGCGGAGCUUCCGAAAAUAUGUUUAAUAUUAAUGAUAACAAUCCAAUAGUUUCACCGGCAUCUUCCAAUAGAACUGAAGUGAUAUUUGAUGACGACGACUCAGUACAGGACCCGGAUUUUGUUGGGGAAAGUUAUAGUGGCGGCAGUGAUAACAGUUCAGGAGUAUCAGAAUCACUGAUUACCUCUAUACCAGACUCAUUUUUUGAAACUAAUACUGAUGAGACUGAAACUCAAAGUUCCAGCCGUUCUAAUCAAAUCUUGCACGAGAACAUUUCUGAAGCUACUAGAUCUCCUUCAGGUAGGCCAAAAAGGGGUAGAAAGAGAAAGUAUGGUGAUCACACAAGAGAAGAAAGGAAGAAGAGAAAGUACCAAAAUCUGCCCUAUGUUAACUCUAGGAAACAAAAAAUUGAACCAAAGCCAUUUUUAGAUUAUAACUGUAACUGUCCAAAAAAAUGUCAAGAGAAGAUUUCGAGGGAGAACAGAUUAUCUGAAUUCCAAAAAUUCUAUGCUUUAGGCACUUAUGCAGCACAAAAUAUGUUUAUUGCAGCUUGUGUGAAGGAAAUCCCAAUAAAACGUUCAUACGUUUCUGCUUCUAGUAAUAAUUCAAAGAAAAAGACCUUUACUCGAAUAUAUCAUCUAAAUAAUGUACUUGUUUGCAAGAAAAUGUUUUUAAACACUCUUCAGACAACAUCCAAAAGGGUAAAUACUUCUCUGUGCAAAAAACGCAAUGAUUGCAUAACAGAUAAACGAGGUUCCCAAGGAGGACACAAUAAAGCGACUUAUGAAAGCGAAGAGUUUAUCGUAAAUGUCAUUCGAAAACUGCCUACAUACGUUUCCCACUAUCGGCGAGCAAAUUGUAGCGAUGCAAAAUUUUUGAGGUCUGAUAUGACUCUUCCUACAAUUUAUAAGUUAUACGAAGACGAAGCAAAAUUGGCUGGGCAAAAGGUCCUCUCUUUUUCAAAAGUUAAACGCGUGUUCCUUACGAAGUUCAAUCUUCGCACAAAACCUUUAAAAAAGGAUACAUGUAACAAAUGCGACUACUUUUCUAACAAAAAAUUAAAAGGCUCGGAAGAAGAAAAGGCUAUGCUGGAUAGUGCUCACAGGGAACACUUGCAAAAAGCAAAAGCACUGCAACAGCAACUAAAAAAUGAUAUGCAAUUAGCUAAAGAAGAUCGAUUCACCGAAACAAUAACAUUCGACCUGCAAAAAACCCUACCCCUUCCGCGUAUACCAACUAAUAUUGUAUUCUACAAAAGGCAGCUAUGGGUGUACAAUUUAGGAAUCCACUCAGGAAGCGAUGACCAGGCCCAUUGUAAUGUUUGGGUGGAAGGUGAAGCGGGAAGGGGAUCUCAAGAAGUAGGCUCCUGCUUAUAUAAGCAUAUAAUGGGUAGGCUUGGCGAUAGCGGCGUAAAAAACUUAAUACUUUGGAGUGACUCUUGCGGAGGUCAAAACCGAAAUAUUAAACUAACGUUGAUGCUAAAAGCUUUAUUAAACGAUCACCCAACACUCGAAACAAUCAGGCUACGCUUUUUAGAAUCCGGUCACAGUUUCCUGCCGAACGAUACUGAUUUUGGCCGAAUAGAAUGUGCUUUAAAAUUACAACAAAGAUUGUAUACGCCAGAGGACUAUAUGCAAAUAAUGCAGGUAUGCAAGAAAAAUAAACCGAUGCAAGUUCAGAGAAUGAACACGGAAGAUUUUUUGUCCAGUGCUAACCUAGAAAAGAAAAUAACAAACAGGAAGAAAGCUACUGAUGGCUCUAAAGUGUCUUGGCUUAAUACAAAAGAAAUAAUGCUCAAAAAGGAAGAUGCGUUUUCGAUUUUUAUGCGAUCAAACCUGGAUGAUGAACAUAUAGAAGUAAAUAUAAAGAAAAGUUUACGAGGGAAUACGGGGCUAUUAACGAAAGAAGUAAUGGAUCCGCUUUGGCCUAAUGGGAAACCUAUUCCCGAAGCAAAGCUGAAUGACCUAAAAAGUUUGCUGCAUCUUAUACCAGAUGAUGCUCAAGAAUAUUAUAAAAAAUUAACUGGAAAUUCAACAGUUCAAGACGACAUAGAUGGGUUUUCUGGUACUGUUGAUUUUGAAGUAGAAGUUGAAGAUGCUGCUUAG
Messenger RNA from Spodoptera exigua (beet armyworm), 2700 nucleotides. NCBI's taxonomy places the organism in Eukaryota, Metazoa, Arthropoda, Insecta, Lepidoptera, Noctuidae. The record is from the annotation of a GenBank genome assembly.